AUGAUAGAGGCACUUCAACAAAUUUUCCCUAAAGUCCGUAUAAUUGGAUGCCUAUUUCAUUUCAAACAAGCUUUACACAGGAAACUUGUAGCACUUUAUACAAAAAAUUUCAAUACUUUACAAAAUUCUUUAUUUAAGCUAUAUUCUAUUACUCCAUUCAUGUCUCAUGAAGAAUUUGUACUUACAAUGCAUAUAAUUAAUCAAAAUAAAGUUGAUUCGAUCAAAGAUUAUAUUGAUUAUUUCAACAAAGUUUGGUUGCCGCACUACAAUUUAAUAUCUCAAUAUAAUAAUGCAACUGCAAUAUUCACUAAUGAUUGCCUCGAGAGUAUGCAUUCAGAAUUUUCUUCGUUAAAACAUCCAAACAUUUAUGAAGCUAUUAAGAAGAUAUCUCAAAUCCAAUUAGAUAAAUAUAACGCCAUCAAAAAUAACCAGAAGAUCGAGCGCCAUAUAAAAACCGUUAUCACUGAUAGCUACAAAAAUUAUAUUCUUGACUGCUUUCAAAAAGAACUUGAGAAAACAAUUUUUUCUAUCAAACAAUACAACGUAAGUGAUCUUUCUUUGGCUCAGAACGAGAUUUCUCCAUAUGGUUCCAUAGAAUCGAGUUCAUUGUUCGAAAAUAUUCCAGUUCAUGAUGCAGAUAUACUCAAAUCGAUCGAUCUAACAGAUAAAGAUACAAUGAUCACUAAGUUUAUUAAUGAAAAAAGAGAAAAAAUUAUGGCAUUAUUUAA
This is a messenger RNA of Trichomonas vaginalis G3, 728 nucleotides long. RefSeq names its product MULE transposase domain-containing protein. The annotation marks the transcript as partial. The transcript has a single exon. The record is from RefSeq and is a predicted model, not a curated record. Lineage: Eukaryota; Parabasalia; Trichomonadida; Trichomonadidae.